Messenger RNA from Poecilia reticulata (guppy), 2225 nucleotides. The record is from RefSeq and is a predicted model, not a curated record. NCBI's taxonomy places the organism in Eukaryota, Metazoa, Chordata, Actinopteri, Cyprinodontiformes, Poeciliidae.
AUGGUAGUCCCUGAUGACUACAAUGACUUGGCUCCCGUCAUUAGCAAGAGCAAGGCUCUCUCACUACCUCCGCAUCGUCCUUAUGACUGCGCAAUAGAUUUGUUGCCCGUAGACCCACUGCCCAACAAUCGGCUUUAUAACAUCUCCAGACCUGAAUUUACAUUCCUGGGUUAUGUGCUAGAGGGCGGGGAGGUAAGAUCUUCGGAGGACAAGAUCAAGGCAGUAAUCGAGUGGCCCAGACCAGACACCCGCAAGCAACUCCAGCGCUUUCUUGGGUUCGCUAAUUUCUACCGUAGGUUCAUCCGCAACUACAGCCAGACGGCUGCGCCACUAACAUCACUCAGCUCCACUAAAUUGACUCCUCCUGAACAUAACUAUGAUGUAGGAGACCGAGAGUUGUUAGCCAUUAAGCUGGCUCUCGAGGCAUGGCGACACUGGCUAGAGGGGGCGGAGCACCCYGUCCUAGUUACACGCCCCGACGACGCUGAGGACAGUCUGGCUCCCCUUCUUCCUCCCAGCUGCACAGUUGGAGGAGUUACUUGGGAGAUUGAAGAUUUGAUCCGUCAGUCACAACAGUCCGACCCUUCCUCCAAGUCAAUACCCACCAGCCUCCUGCGGGGUUCCUCCAACCACUGCCUACACCCCAGCGCCUAUGGUCCCACGUCGCCAUUGAUUUUGUUACGGGCCUACCCAAUAGCAAAGGAGAUUCUGUCAGACAGAGGACCCCAGUUCAUCUCCCAYGUUUGGAGAGAGUUUUGUGCGGCUUUUGAAGGCAAGGUAGCUCUCACGUCAGGCUAUCACCCCCAAACUAACGGACAAACUGAAUGUAUGAAUCAGGAGCUGGAAGCAACUCUCCGAUGUUUCACUUCUUCCAAUCCUGUUGACUGGGCCCAAUUUUUGCCCUGGGUUGAAUACGCCCAUAAUUCUCACGUGUCUGCUGCAACAGGUUUUUCUCCCUUUGAAGUCACUCUAGGAUACCAACCGCCGCUCCUCCCUUCUAAUGAGAGGGACAUUUCGGUGACCUCUGUACAACACCAGAUCCGUCGUUCUCGGAAGAUUUGGAGAGAGACCAUCGCAGCCCUCCAUAAAACGGCGGCCCAAAUYAAACGUUUUGCCGAUGGUAGACGCACUGCUGCACCUGCAUACACUUUUGGGCAAAAGGUAUGGCUUUCCACCUGUGAUUUUCCACUUAAGGCCAUGGCUAAGAAGUUAGCACCUAAGUUCAUUGGACCUUUUGAGAUCCUGGCCAUAAUCAACCCGGCAGCAGUGCGUCUCCGUCUCCCCUCAUCUCUUUGUGUACACUCCACCUUCCAUGUUUCACAGCUUAAACCUGUCCUCACCAGUGAGUUGUGCCCUCUGGCCGAACACCCUCCUUUUGCCCAUGUCAUCAAUGGUCAUCCGGCCUACUCCGUCCGCCGGAUUGUGGCCUCCCGUCGGCGGGGUCGGGGCUACCAGUACCUCGUCGACUGGGAGGGCUACGGUCCGGAGGAGCGUUCCUGGGUCCCACGCUCCUUUAUUUUAGAUCCCACUAUGAUUAGAGAUUUUGUCUCGUCCCAGGCCCCGUCUUCUUGGUCGCCAGGUGGCGACCGUUGAGGKGGGGGUACUGUUGAGAUCUGAGUUCUUUGUUUUAGUUUUGGGUGUUGUUUUCCGUUGCCUGCUGCUUCCUCGACCAUCCACCAGAGGCCCUCGACGAGCUGAGCCCCUGGAAGGUGCGGUAGCAGACCCUGUUGCUGCACCUGUGGCUAAUCAGAAGAGGGCUGUAGUGGAGUAUUUAGGCGGUGGCUGGCAAACACUCCGGUGCCUGAGUGUUAACCUUGAAUGGUAAACAAUCUCUGAGCUAGGCCCUCUUGAGUUUAUUCUUCUGAAGUAAUCWUCCAUUGUGUUCUCCUCUCGUCAGGUCGAGUCUGUAGAACACCGAUCCGCAGAACAAUCUUCGAUCCGACUAACCUCCCGAGGACCCUUUCCCCCUCUGACGCCUCAGGUCUUACCUGCUGGAAGCCCGUACCCUUGUCCCUGGAUUAUCCGAGCUCUCCGUUUGCCAGCCGUCCACUACAGCCUAUCUUACCUGUCCGUCCUCCCACGCGCACCGCUCGCCGGAUUAGCGAGCUCUGUACCUCCGACCUCCAGCAGAUCAGGCAACAUCCUCACCCGGCUCAUUAGCUACUCCUUUCCCAAUUGACGACCCGGCAGCCCCCACCCCGUGAUCCAGAACUCCCCCUCCGCUU